This is a messenger RNA of Trachemys scripta elegans, 869 nucleotides long. RefSeq names its product zinc finger C2HC-type containing 1B (gene ZC2HC1B). NCBI's taxonomy places the organism in Eukaryota, Metazoa, Chordata, Testudines, Emydidae. The transcript has 8 exons. The coding region runs from base 1 to 696 and encodes 231 amino acids. The record is from RefSeq and is a predicted model, not a curated record.
AUGGAAAUGAUGAAGCUGGCUCCUCCAGUUGCUGCCAGAAGUCAAGAUUUGCUAGCUUGUGAAACCUGUGGAAGACAUUUUGCACAAGAUGUUCUGUUAAGGCAUGAGCCAAUAUGCAGGAAAGUCUUCAACAAAAAGCGCAAACCUUUCAAUUCUUUGAAACAGAGACUGCAGGGAACUGAAAUUCCCUCAGUGAAGAAACAGCCACCACCAAAGAAACAACCAGAAAAGAAAUCUAACUGGAGACAGCUGCAUGAGGACUUUAUUAGUGCUAUUCAGUCAGCCAAGCAAGUCACAAAAGCCAUGAAAGAGGGCCGACCCCUUCCUCCUCCUCCACCUCCAAGCGUCAAUCCAGAUUAUAUUCAGUGUCCUUACUGCUUGAGAAGGUUUAAUGAAGCUGCAGCAGAGAGGCACAUCAGUUUUUGCAAAGAACAAGCUACACGACGUGUCUUUGCACCAGGCCAGAAAGCAGCCAAACAGGCCCCGGGUAAGCAACAAAUGACUCAAAGGAGAGAGCCAGCCUUAACAAGUGCUGUGGAAUCACUGCUUCAGAACAGAGCCCAAGAAGCUGCCAUUGCAGGACCUGCUGUGCAGUCCUCUGCUGAAAUGCCAGAGAGAACCAAAAAAACAUCUGGUGUGCCCUUUGGAAAAAAUACUUCAGGAGAUUCUCGACUCCCAGCACAAAGCAGAAGAUAAGGCGGCAGAUCACCCAUGACUUGAAAUGGCUGCCUUUACUUGUACAGCAUUGCUACUGAAGAUCCUAGGAAAACAGUUCCAUAAAACCAUCUGCAUUCCAACUUGUCACACAGUUUAUUACAUGGAAGACAACUGUGUGUUACUGAUUACAAUACAAUGUGCAAGCUGAAGUU